Perkinsus marinus ATCC 50983 is the source of this 962-nucleotide messenger RNA. Its product is annotated as MYND finger domain protein, putative. The transcript has 9 exons. The record is from RefSeq and is a predicted model, not a curated record. Bases 1 to 957 code for a protein of 318 amino acids. Gene Ontology annotation, biological process: protein folding. Lineage: Eukaryota; Perkinsozoa; Perkinsida; Perkinsidae. Gene Ontology annotation, cellular component: cytoplasm.
AUGUCUACCGCUGCUCCACAUAAACCUGCGGAGUUCACUUACGUGCUCAUACCCGCAGACAGCAACGAGCCCAUCCAAGAAUUGAAGAGCCCUCAAGUUGACCUGGAAAAUGAUACGUUUGUGAAGCAGUUGAAGGUCUACUUCGCAUCCAAAAGCGAUGAGAGCAGUCUCGACAAACAGCAGUUCUUGGCGCAGUUAUCAGCCCAUGCAAAGCAGGACGUGAGCAAGUCCGUUAAUCCAGAAAUGCUCGAGAAGCUCAUGUCGAUGACAACUGUGGACAUCCUCACCUUAGCUCUCCCAGUACCUAAGACUAGCUAUACUGGCGUGAGUAUGUACGUCGAUGAUAAAGGAGUUGCCAAGAACCUUCCUGUGAAUGUACGGGCUCAAGGGCUGACUUCAGCUUGUGGCCUUAUCGGUAAUCAAAUUAGAGGAGAUGCGUUCGUCGGGAGGAUGUACGAUGAUGGGAAGGACAAGUGGUUCAGGAUGGACUUUCGCGAGUCGGACCUCAACUCUGGUUUAGAGUGGAUUGCUGCAGCGAAGUCCAUUAACAUGAGACAGGGUGGCGGCACUACUCUUAGUGCACUCACAAGUCAAUAUGGCAUGGGGUCGAACUCAGAAGUGGCAGCGCCCACAUCUGUUGCUAACAUGUCUAACCGAGAGGAGCCGGUAAAACGGGAAGGAUAUACUUUCCGUCAGACUAAGGACGAGGUCGAAAUAGAUAUUCCGCUGGCGAAUGGCGUCUCUAAGAGGGACAUCAAGGUGACAAUAAAGCCCAAGUUCAUAUCAGUUCACGUCAAUAACAUGCCUGUGGCAAUAGAGGGUCCUCUGUGGGGCCAUGUCGAUACUGAUGGUAGCGGUUGGAUGAUAGACGAUGGGGCUCUGAUUAUCACUAUGGAAAAAGAGAAGGAGAAUCAAUGGUGGGAAGACCUCGUUGAUACUAAGAAUGACACAGAGUAAGUACU